UACGUCGUGCACACACAGUCAACAUGGUACCUCAUUACCUUCUAAUCCUUACUUUGGCGGUAGCCGCAACGGCAAGAACAGCAUCCACCAAUCAGAACACAAUAGACGAGGGCCGGAGUUCAGAGGACAAUGUUUUAGGAGAUCUUAAAAUUGCUUAUGACACAUACAAAGACUGCAGUGAAAGUGACGUAGCAAACUGUUUGAAAAGAAAAUUGGCGAAGGCACUGACUAGAUUAGCUAAGAGUGAUGUGGUCACUUUACUAAGCGGGGUCACUGUAGUUAAAGAUAAGGAUGCUAAAGUUCAAGAAGCGGCCGUUGAAGAAGCAGUACCGAGAGGCCUUGAUGAAGGAUCCUUGGAUAACCUAAUAUUGGACAAAAUUGUUGGAUUCAUGAGGACACAUACCGUCCAGGUCAAAUUUCCCAGCAGCUCAGAUGUAGAGGAAGGCCGUGGUAGGAGGAAGAAGCUCGCACCACUCCUGGCGAUUCCUCUCCUCAUCGGCGGUAUGCUGGUGCCUCUCGCAUUUGGGGCUCUAGCUCUGCUUGCUGGCAAGGCGUUGAUUGUGUCCAAACUUGCCCUGGUGUUGGCAGGUAUUAUCGGACUGAAGAAACUCCUGAGCCCAAGCGGUGGUGGCGAAGCGCACGAAGUUGUUGUCUCAUCCGGUGGCCAUGGAGGUGCUGGGUGGAGCAGGUCGCUCGAGAAGGCUCAAGAGUUAGCGUACAAAGCGUACGCCCAGUAAUUUAACAAACCCACCGAUAUACAUUAAUUUGAAUGUUAAGAAACAACCAUAUAGUUUCACCUAACUACAUAUCAAGACGUAUAUAUAUUUAUUUAGUGGAAAAUAACUCUCCGGUUCUAAAUAAAGAUUUUGUUACGAUGAGUUUCAUUCAAAUUUCGAAAUUCAAAUCUUAAUAUCUGGAGUUCCAUAUUUGAAAAUACAUUACAGAAUUCAAUAUAUAAUAUAGUUCCAAAAUAUGAAAUUUGAAUACUCAGUAUUAUGAAUUUGUCAGAAUUUGAUUCAAACGUAGUGGGUUAGUAUUUAUUAGUGACGACACUGGCAUAAAUUUAUGGACCGAAUGAUUUGUAUGAAAACUAGAUGAGUUAGAGUGUAUUAAUUAUUGUAUCACUCAAAGCAUUUUAGUAAGUACCUCAAUACUCUUAAAUAUGGCAAUGGAAGCUUCGCAAUGUAAAUUAUUAUUUAAUCUAACUUAUUUAUUAAUUAUACCAACAGUAUGUAAUAUAAGUGUGUACAAUGAGCCUUUGGAAUUUGCUUUAAUUUAUUUACAUUUUAUACCAAAUAUUACAUAUAUAUUUUAAUUAUUAGUUUACACAUAUAUUAUUUAUUUAUAAUUAUAUCUUAUUUAUCCAAAUAUCUAAUAUAUUUAACAUAUAUACGUAUUGUACAAA
This is a messenger RNA of Achroia grisella, 1405 nucleotides long. RefSeq lists its product as uncharacterized. Lineage: Eukaryota; Metazoa; Arthropoda; Insecta; Lepidoptera; Pyralidae. The record is from RefSeq and is a predicted model, not a curated record. The transcript has 3 exons. Bases 24 to 737 code for a protein of 237 amino acids.